UUCCGGGGGCUCCCGCUUCUCCGAGCGCAGAGUCGGGCUGGACGGGCGCGCGCGCGCGCUGUGCAGACUGGGCGCGCGCCGGACGCGGGCAGCUCGAGGGGUCUGGCGGGGCGGCUGGGGCAGCUGGACCAGAGGGCUGACGAGCCGGCGCCGAGAUGGCCGAAGGCAGCGCUGUGUCUGACCCACAGCAUGCCGCGCGUCUGCUGCGAGCGCUCAGCUCUUUCCGCGAGGAGUCCCGCUUUUGCGACGCGCACCUGGUCCUCGACGGGGAGGAGAUCCCGGUGCAGAAGAACAUCCUGGCGGCGGCCAGCCCCUACAUCAGCCGUGGGCAGAAGGAAAAGCUCGUGGGAUCUUCUCCCUGGGAUCAGCGAUCCGACCCCAAGGCCGAAGUUCCUGUCCGACGUGUCUUUUUUCACUCCCGGUGGGAGCUCCAUUUAAAAGCAAGGCUGCGCCUUAUAGACACGUUAAAGACAAAGUUAAACUAUAAUCCUCCAAAAGAUGAUGGAUCAACCUAUAAGAUUGAACUUGAAGGGAUAUCGGUAAUGGUUAUGAGAGAGAUCCUGGAUUACAUCUUCAGUGGGCAGAUCCGGCUGAACGAAGAUACAAUCCAAGAUGUUGUACAGGCAGCGGACCUGCUCCUGCUGACAGAUCUUAAAACUCUGUGCUGUGAGUUUUUGGAAGGCUGCAUCGCAGCCGAGAACUGCAUUGGCAUCCGCGACUUUGCCCUCCAUUACUGCCUGCACCAUGUCCAUUACCUAGCCACGGAGUACCUGGAGACUCAUUUCCGAGACGUCAGCAGCACAGAAGAAUUCUUAGAACUUAGUCCUCAGAAGCUUAAAGAAGUGAUUUCUCUCGAGAAGUUAAAUGUCGGCAAUGAAAGAUAUGUGUUUGAAGCAGUGAUUCGCUGGAUAGCACAUGAUACAGAACUAAGAAAGGUCCACAUGAAGGACGUGAUGUCAGCUCUGUGGGUUUCAGGGUUAGACUCCAGCUACUUACGGGAACAGAUGCUCAAUGAACCAUUAGUACGAGAAAUUGUCAGAGAGUGCAACAACAUACCGCUGAGCCAGCCGCAGCAAGGGGAGGCCAUGCUCGCAAACUUCAAGCCCCGGGGCUACUCGGAGUGCAUUGUGACUGUUGGCGGAGAAGAAAGAGUUUCACGGAAACCAACAGCAGCGAUGCGAUGUAUGUGCCCUCUUUAUGACCCUAAUAGGCAGCUUUGGAUUGAACUGGCCCCUUUAAGCAUGCCAAGAAUUAACCACGGAGUUCUCUCAGCAGAGGGAUUCUUGUUUGUGUUUGGGGGCCAAGAUGAAAAUAAGCAGACCCUGAGCUCAGGAGAAAAAUACGACCCAGAUGCAAACACAUGGACGGCAUUGCCACCAAUGAAUGAGCCACGACAUAAUUUUGGAAUUGUGGAGAUAGAUGGAAUGCUGUACAUUUUAGGAGGAGAGGAUGGUGAAAAAGAGCUAAUUUCCAUGGAGUGUUAUGAUAUUUAUUCUAAAACCUGGACGAAGCAACCUGAUUUGACCAUGGUUAGAAAGAUCGGCUGCUAUGCAGCCAUGAAAAAGAAAAUCUAUGCCAUGGGGGGAGGAUCAUAUGGGAAACUCUUUGAAUCUGUGGAGUGUUACGACCCAAGGACUCAGCAGUGGACCGCUAUCUGUCCGCUGAAGGAGAGAAGAUUUGGAGCUGUGGCCUGUGGCGUGGCCAUGGAGCUGUACGUGUUUGGGGGAGUCCGGAGUCGUGAGGACAUCCAGGGGAGUGAGAUGGUCACUUGCAAGUCUGAAUUCUACCAUGACGAGUUUAAAAGGUGGAUCUAUCUUAACGACCAGAACUUAUGCAUCCCUGCCAGUUCCUCUUUUGUUUAUGGAGCUGUACCCAUAGGAGCCAGUAUUUACGUUAUCGGAGAUCUUGAUACAGGUACCAAUUACGACUACGUGCGUGAGUUUAAAAGAAGCACAGGAACCUGGCACCACACGAAACCGCUUCUUCCGUCUGACCUUCGCCGCACCGGCUGUGCAGCCUUACGCAUUGCAAACUGCAAGCUCUUCCGCCUGCAGCUCCAGCAGGGCUUAUUCCGUAUCCGUGUUCAUUCACCUUGAGGAGGAGGCAGAGCAGAAGCAGAGCUCCUGACCAAGCGCACCAUAACACGGCUUUCUGCGAGGGGAACAGAGGUGGCAGCCGAAACUUGCUGUGUGCCCGGCUUUGUAUGGUAACUCUGGUGGUCUUACUGUAAUGCUUAGAAGCCUGAGCUUCCGCUCUCGUUUGGGAGAACCCGUACCUGUUGAAAGGGAGGAAUCCGUUCCUCCAGGGAGAUGUGUCUGCAGACAGACGGAGGCUAGUCCAUGUCAAAGGGGGAAGGGAAGUGGGAAUCGGUAUCAUGUAAAAUAUUGAAGUUAAAAUCCUAAGGUGCAUCUUCCUUGAAGGGAACGCAUGUCUGAGUGACUGCUGUGUUCAAGUACCUGACUUCGGUCAACAAACAAAAAUCCGUAUAUGCAAAUCCACAUAUCCAGACAUACCAAGAUUGCUUUUCUGCUGUACUUGGAAGGAAAUAUCAUGCCCAACCCUGUCCGACAAAUAAGGUUUGUGCCUAAAAUGUUAGAUUGGACUGUAUGCCAGUUAGUGUCCACUUGCUACUAGUACUGUGUCCGAAGAAUCUUUUUUAAACUGUAUUAUCAUGAAUUGAAACUAAGAUAAAAUUUCUCUUUUAUGACAUUCUAUCUUAGUCAUCUAAAGGUUCAAUAAAUCCAUGAGUCAGGUUGCAGCCCUCGUGUGAAUUGAAGGGAAGUUGCUAACUUCUGUGUUAAUUCAUAUACAUCAUGCCAUGAUUUCUGGGGUUGUGAAGGCUCUCAUACAGUGCCAUUCCUCCUUGCAAAUAAUCAGAACCAUUUUAUAAACACGAGGUUAUGAAGCGGAGUAGAUUUUCUAGAAGAAAGACCUACGUCAGACAAAUCAUAAAGGUCUGCCAUGGCUACAAAAACUGUCCAGACAAAAUAUUAUAUAGGGAUCAAAAAUACCCUUCUGUCCGAAAGCACACAAAGUCUUGUUUACUACUGUUAAGGAUUGAAAACUUGUCUUAGAAUGUGCACCUGCAUUAAGUAUCUAGUCUUUGUAGCAGAAUUUUCUCAAUGCCGUUCUCUAGCAAGAGUUUUAGACAAAUUAAGUUAUAAGUAAAGUUUGGCUGGUAGAAUAAACUACCUCAACUUAAUUUCAUUCUGUUCAUAGAAGAGCAAAUUCAUCUCUUCUCCACCCUCCGCCCCUCUCCCACACUCCCAUGUCACCCCAUGCUACCCCACUUCCUGUUGGGGGUAAAAGUCUGUCAUUAGUAGCACUUAUCGUGUAAGAUACUUUGUUUUCCAUUCAAAUUAUGCCACCUUAGUGUGCAAUCAGGGACUUCACAGUGCUUGAUGAUGUCAUAAUUUGAAUUUUAUGCAAUAUCAGAUUUCUAAUCAAUUUAAUACAGAGCUCUUCAUUUCUAAUUGUUUUCUACAGCUUUUUUUUUCCCCCUCUUGGUAAAUGGCUGUAAGAAGCAGUAUUUUGUCUUAAUGAUUAAUAAAUGUAUAAAUGUAUCCUUUGGUUAUAAAUUUGAGAAUAGGAGUUUCUUGUGGAAACUUCCUAGAUGGAAUGCUUUAUGCUAUUAACAACAUGCAUAUGAAACAUCACUUACGUUUCCCCACCCAUGAACAGAAGAAAGGAUAACCCCCAUCUGCAGUUUUUAUUCCUACACCUAUUAGGAGUCAGUGCAAUGCUAUAAAAGCUGCUGGGAGAAGCCUUGCCUGUGGGGGUUCUAAAGAACAUUGUGUGUGGCAGAAGUUCCUGGUAAAAGAAGGCAGGCGGUGUUUAUCUUCUGUAUCAGAGGCACUGGGCCAGAUUUGCCAGACAUUCAUAUAUAAAGCAAAGCUGACCUUUUUUCCUGUGUAUUGUGUACCAGUCAGCUGUAGUCUGCAGACCUUCCCAGUGAUUCCUGGGAUAUCUUUUUAUCAAAGCAAGCCACGUGGCCACCGCAAAGAAAGCAAACUUCUUUUUCCAAUUAGAUAAUACAUUUUUUAGGGGAAACAAAUUGCUGAAAAAGUGAAUUUUCUUUGGUAUCAUACCCUGUACCGAACAGAACCUUGGCCUUCAGAAGUUGCAGCUGAGGUGCAUUAAAGCAGUGACUGAUGUCCGAUGAAAGCCAUGACAGUCAGCAACUCUCUCUCUUUCAUUUCUGAAGUUUAAAAUUCUUCCCAGUCUACGCCAGGCCUCUCCAAGGAGACAAUUCAUUGUUUAGGAGUGAAUGGGUCCCUAUUGCAAUAUUUUCAGUGCCUGCAUGACUUGGUAAAUUCAUUUUAUAAAAACAGUUAUUCUUUUUUAGUUUUUUAUUCAGUUCAUUGACACGGUAGCUGCAGAAAUUAGGUAAUAUUUUUUAAAAUAAAUUUGCCACAUAAUAUGGGAUGCUAUAACCAACAGGAUUAAGCUAAGUGCCAAGCUGUUAUUUUCAUAUAUAUAGUAUAUAUAUUAAAAUAUGAUGUCGAAGUGUAGGAAUAUAUUUAAUUUUAUUAUGUUCCAAAAUUAAUUUUUUUUGUAAAUGACACUUCAGUAUUGUGAAGUAAAUUUUAACUCAUUUCAUGCAGGUUUGUUUUAACAUUCCGCUUAUGCUUGAAACAUUUUUUUUGAUAAAUUUUUAAUACUUCUUUUUCAUAAGGCACUUUUACCAGGCGUAGGUUGGAAUUGGCAGUUGAGGGUAGAUCUUAAAAUUUUAAAUAAAAUACCUUUGGGGGACGUGCAAUGUAUUUUCAUUAUCCCACCAACAGAAGGAAAGUUGUCUCAGGUUAGUCAGUGAAUAUUUAAAGGAUCUCUCCUAGGCUACAGUCUAAAGUAGGCCUGUUUGUUUGUUUAAUACAUCCAAAUAUAGAGUUUUCGAAGAGGUAAGUGUUUAAUUUAAAAUGAAGUGUUUUUUGUGAGUGUGGGAGGGUGCUUGUAUCCUGCCGGAGGGAAGAGUGUGAGAGAGGGAGAGAAUGUGUGUGUGUUACGUGACUUGAUGAGUGUGUUUAUAUAUGUUUACUUUUUCAAUUGUAGUUCGAGACUACAUAUAUUAUUACUGUUUCCUGGUGCUUCCGAUAAAUUCUUGAGCCUGUGGCCCUUCAGUUUAUACUAUUGUGUUAAACUCAUGUUGGGUGUAAAUAUUCACAGAGUUGUAGUUGGUAGUAAGUUUUACUUGGUGUUUGCAUUUCUUUAGUGGGAUUAAGAACAGUGUCUGCCAACUAGUGUAGCCGGUAGACUAUAAAGAUUUGGCCUAAGAAAUUUUUAAAUUCAUUGUUUAUUUCAUCAGUUCUUUAUUUUCAUUGCUGUGAGGAAUCGAUAGCUAACAGUAGGCCUUCCUCAAACUGCGACAACCAAAAACAAGUCUUUGGACGAUGAUGGUUGGUAUCCUCUCUGUGCUGAAGUGUCUGGUUAUGUCGCCACUUCAACGAUGCUUUGACGGUGCCCAUUUACAGGACGCACAUCCGUACAUUGACCUGGUAGCGAUAGGGCUGUGUUUGCCCUGACGCCUCAUUCCUCAUGGUAGUAAGUUAGGUUUUCAGAGAAAUUCUUUAGCUGCCUUGGUCCAUUGGGGUUCCAUCUGGUGCAUUCCUACUUCAUUGUACCAAACCAAAAAGAUUUCCAAGGAGUGCUAAAAAUACUGCAGGAUUACCUUCUUGCUGGCCUGCUUGAUUCCAGAGGGGCCUCUUGUGGUCAGAUGAGGACAAUCGAUUAUCUGGGGAAAGAAUGAGGUGGCGCUUGGCAUGGAUUUAAAAGGCACUGGAACCCCCUUAAAAAGCACCUGGUUUGGGGCGGGGGGAAGGUAAGACUGCCUUGUUCUGUGGCUGCCCCUCAUGUCCGUGAGCCUUUGUGGAGCCAGGGAGAGAGGAGACUCUGAUUAGUGCAGAAAAGCUGCCCAGGGCUUAAUCAGCAAAUGUUUCUAGAGCACCCACCAAGAAUUCUGUUCGGAUUUCUGGGGAGCUUUCAUGCUGCCCUCCCUCUAGAUCAUAAACUUCUUGUGGGCAGGCAGCGACCCUGUCUUUGCCCAUCUGCCUAUCCCAGUGCUUGGCACACAGCAGGUAGUCAGUAAGUGGUUGGCCACGGCAUACAGUACCCUUGUAAUCAAAGCGAUGUUCGUCACAGGAUGGAGAAGUCCUCUCCAUGAGCAACUUAUUUUGCUGGAUUUUAAAUGAGAAACUUUAUGCACAGAUGGGCUGGCCUCAUAGAGUGAGAAACUAGUACAGAAUAAAAAAUGCAAAGUGCCUGACAUAUGGACACAGACCUCUGUGGUGUCCGUAUGUUCUAUAGGAUUUGGGGCACCCGAUCCUCAGCACACCUAAUGCCGUUUAUCACAUUUAUUGUUGGGCUUUAUUUAUUGUUUUUUAUGUGUGGCUCCUAGCCUUUUCCAGAACAUACUGCUUUGAUCCUCACGUCUCUGUGAUGGGUGCAGUGCAUGCCCCCCUCCCGGCCCUUGGACAGAAAGCAGUCUCUGAGGCGCAGUAGAUGGGGCCUCGUUCCCCACCCCACAUGUGAGUAGAAACCAGAAGCAGAAUCCAGAUCUUUGUAUUAUCAUUUCACUGUUCAGCCUUUGAGACUCCCACUUAAUUUUCUAGGCACACAAGUAUUUUUAGUCAUAAAAUAAUCAUUUGUGGUACAACUUAAGCCCCCACACAUGUCCUUCACAAGUUACACAGAUGUAAGCUGAAAGAUCUUUGGUUCCCUUUGUCAGUUAGCUAGAGGAAAUUUAAGGAUUUAUUAAGGUCGUAAGAACAGAAGUACUGUUUGUGUUUGACAGAAAAGCACUUUUUCCUUUUAAAGACCUGAAGCGUCAUUUUUACUGUUUUUCUUACCCCGUCUAAUCAGUAAGGGAGAAGAAAUUGUGUCUUAGAAUGAUGGAGAAAGUCUUCUGCUAGUUUCUAAUAACCCCUGAAGUACUCUUUCUAGCCGGUUCAGAAUAUAGAAAUGUAUCAAGGUGAGGGAUGGCCCACUUGCCCAUGCGGGAGAAGCACAUGGGAUCAGGUUGAGGUUUCGCUGCCUGCUGGGGGUAAAGUCCGUAGUAUGGAAACAGAGACUUCUGCUAUUUUUUUGGCAAGCCAACUGGUAAAACUUGUAAAAUUUUUGUAUUUUUCAGAAGGGAUUCUAUUUUUAAUGUUAAAUAUAUCUCAGCUUUGUCUCAUGGCAGUCCUUGUGUUUACAUGACAUCUGAGGAGCUCACUUAAUGCCUCUGUGUUCUUUGGUCUAAGUGCUCACGGUUGGGGAAGGUUUGUUCGCUUUCUGUUCUGUCACUGAUGUUCUCUAAGUGAUUGGGUCUUUAAACUUCUCCCCUUCCUCAUCACAUAUCUGACAAAUAUAAACAGCCUUCCAUAAUUACCUAGGGGGAAGUACCUGUCGCCUUUUCUUUUCUUUUUUUUCUUUUUUCUUUUUUUUUUUUUGAGAUAAAAACUAAUACUUUAAAAUUGCUGCUCAGCCGGAAUGUAGGCUGAUUCUAGUUUUUGGUAUUGAUGUCCUCGUGGCCCAACAAAGCUGCUGUCAAUUCUUCAGUCACUGUGAUGCGCGUUAGAGAAGUUACAAGCCGGAGGAGGAAGGCAGCCCACACAGCCUGGGUACUUUCAGAUCAGGCCAUUCAUGUGACCCGUAUUAAUACGUGGCCACUUCCGAUAAUUCGGACCCCAAGCAGAUGCAGGUUCAACUUUCUUUCUGGUCGGCAAAUUAUAUUUAUUAGACCUUUAUUUUUAGCAUUUCCAUAAAAAUCAUAGGUUUUAAAAUACCUUAUUUUUAUGGAUCCUACUCAUCAAUUACAAAUAAGGCAUACAUUAGAACCUUGGGUUACAUUUUUUCCAGUUAAACCUGUGAACUUGGAAUAAAUAUGACUAUACGUAGCUCUCUUUAUCAUGUUUCCUGUUUAAUUGGAUGAGAAUUACAUGCACUUAUUCCCUUGUUCUUUGUGUUUAUAGGAAAAACUCUGUUCUCGGCUACCUCAUUAUGUAGUGUUGUGCUUGAUCCCCUGCCAAUUUAGGAGAAUUCAACACAUUCUGUCCUUUAACAAAAGCCUGGAAGCAAGCAGCAGGCAGCCUUGAGGAAUACAAUUCUCUUAAGGCAUAUUUUCCAUUUUACUACUUUUUUCUCUUGAAUAGGCACUUUUAAUCAGGAGGAACAAUCAUUCUCCUAGAGCUGCUGCAAAGUGAUUACUUGAAACUCAACUUGAACUUUAAAGAGUCUUUAAAAGACCGUGUUUUCAUAGCGUAGAAAAGUAGUAUAUUUAAACAGCACUGCUGUGUAAAACAGAGGGCUUACUCCCCAUCCUGUUAGGAUCAGACAGGAGAAGGUGUCUAUGUGGACUCUCACCCGGCGUGUGCAGUUUAGAUGCUUGGGGCUACUGUGUUUUGUUGUCUACAAGGUGUUACUGUGAGCAGUUUAGGGAGCUAAUAAGUGUGUUUUCGUGAAUUUGUUUCCCAAGAAUCUUUACUUUUGAUGAAAAUAGAGGUUCAUUAGUAGAUUCCUCUUCUCUUUUGGUUCUGACAGUCUAGGGUUUUAAAAUGAAAUCUGAAAGUAUUUCCUAAGUACAGGGUUCAGGUUGACCAAGCAACAUAGAUGUGCAUCAUACUUAAAAUCAUGAGUGAUUGGAUUUGUUCUGAGCAUCAGCGGAACGUGCCUUCUCCACGUGGCUCCGUCCUCGCCAGCAUCUGUCAGCUUCCCUGGUCACUAAGGUAGGGGGAGCCGUGAGGCCCACCGAUUCCUGCAGUCAGAGUGGUUUCUCACGGGAAUUACCCAGCAUCCCCAGUGCCCAAAAGAGUUAUGCCCAUUCUCAAAAACCUAGCGUACUGGGAAUAAUCUACGGACCAGGUAAAACCUAGCAACGGAACUGUCACUGUGCUCUGACGUGAUCUAGUUUUCCAACCUGUACUUUUUAGAGUGAGAGGCAGAGUUUCUGCCCACAUGACAGUACCACGUGGGGCUGGCAGCAGGCAUGAGACAUUUCCCUAAGUGGUUUCCAAGAGAACCGAGACGUACUGCCCUAGAGCCCCAACCUUGCUGUUUAUUUUGAGGAAAGCAUGUGUAAACACUUUGUGUACUUUCCCAAGCAAACCUGGUUGCUACGAGCAUGCGCAGGCCGUGGUGCCAGGUGCAGGUGGCUUCAGAGACUGGCACCGCAGACUGUGACCUUUGGGAGCCCUGAAGCCCCGAAGCCCAGUUCCUUACCUGCAGACGCAGGCUAGACAGGGGUGUUUACCUCUUUGGGCUGCUGUGAAGAUCAGGGGUGUAAUGAAGGUGAGAACCCAGCACCCCUGUGCUUGAGCCAUCACCGCGGCCACAGUGUUCGCUCAGCUCAGCUUCGGGUCACUGAUUGUGAGCCCCGGGGGUGGGGGGACGGCAGUGUCCUCACUGCGUGUCCUGGCCUUCGUGCUUCCCCAUUGGAAUGUCUGCUGCCAGGGUCUGUAAGGAAAUGGAUGUUUGUGUUGAUAAAAUGAUUUGCCCUAAUAUUUGAAUUCAGGAUGAUUCUGUAGAGCUGAACCAUCCCCUAAUACCUGCUUGGAGUGUUUAGAGUUGUUUUAAAUAACCCUGAAUUCAGAAUUUGCAUAACGAAGCCCUCUAAUGAUACUUAAAACUCUUUACCAAAGUUGAAUCUUUUUCCCCUAAGAUGUCACAAGUAGCAACCUAUACUGGUCUAAUAAACGAAGAUAUUUUAGAUCUCUGAGAUCGGUAUACCUGUUCUCUCUUAACUUGGAUGCUUUGUGAAACUUAAGCAAACAAACAAACAAAAUUUGUGUUACAAGUAUGUGUGUAUGUGUACAACUUUUGCACCUUCAAAUAAACUAGGGUUAUUUAAGAAAAUGUUACCUAAAGUGAGCUUCUGAACCCUUCCAUACUGUCACUUCCUCUCCAGUUCCCGCCCUGGGACCAGCAGAUGGGGCGGCAUGAAAGGCAUUCUGUAAAGUCAUGCUCUCUAUCUCUGUGAAUAAGAAAAGAAAGGAGAAACGGGGUUGACAGGGCUGAGAAGUGGACGAACAGCCGUGCCAGACAGCGCUGCCCAGGACGGCUGCAGGUGCCGUGGUGUGGCCAUUUGUAAGGCUUUUCUUAGUGGCAUGUAUAAAAAUCUAGAAGGCCGAGAAAAGUGCUGGGAGGGAUUAAGUGAUGGUUGUGAGGGUCCACAGCACUGUGACAAUCUGAUAAACGGCUAAAUAGAGAGUCUUGUAUCCAGGUUCAGAAAAGAUAGUUCCUAAAUGAAAAAGAAAGAAAGAGGGGUGGGGCGGGGAAUCACUGAUAAUUUGAACAUAAGCCAACUGUUGAAAAACAAGAAUACGGGCACCUGGCUGGCUCAGUUGGCAGAGCAUGUGGCUCUUGACGUCAGGGUCGUGAGGUCAAGCCCCAUGUUGGGCAUAGAACAUACUUCUAAAAAUAAAAGAAAGAAAAAAAAAGAAUAGUGUUUGGGUGUGGGACUGGUAGCCAGAAAAGGAAGUCUCUUCUGCCACUUCGUCCUCCGACUGCACCGAUGGGCCCCAGACCCACAGCAUUUAGCUGCCAGUUCCAGUGCCACCAUUGGAGAGUCCUGAGGCUCUGGCCUGUGGGGAUGUCUUUAGAACCAGCAGGUGUGUGUGGCUCAGGCCAACAGCAGACAUUGAGACAGAGUGGCCUCAGAGUAAGAUGGGGACUCUCUGUGGCCCUGAGCGCUUCUCUGAACAUGUUCCAUAGGAGAGUACUUGCCGCAUGACCGCAUCAGUGAGAGAGUUCUUGCUUUGUGGCAGGAUACUGGUCACCAUCUCCAAAGCUCCUUGCAGAUGAACAGUUUAGUUAAAAAAAGAGGGGGGGGGGGGAGUUUGUACUUCUACACCGAUUUUGAGGAGAACAGUCUUUGUUCCUUUCAACCUGUGCUCCCUCCUCCUUUCCUCCCUGCCCACCUCCUGUCCAUGGCCUCCUGACUGUGGCCUCCGGCUAACAGCCACGGCCUUCUUCAGCAGAACUUUCAGAAAUAGGCACAGUUCUAGAGAUUUCCCUAAAACUAUAUUGUCAACUAGAACAGCGAUUCUUGCUUUUUAUCUACUUUUUGCUUGAAAUCUGUUGGUACCUCUGCAGAUGUAAGAAAGCUGAUAAGUAAAAAUUGCAUUCUUUCAAGCAGGACCUAGAUGACUGAGGCCAGGGAUGCUCUCGAGAGGGCUUGUGUGCUAGGCGGAUUGGGCUAGCCGAUUUCCUCGGGCCCCUUCUAGCUCGAUGGAGUCUUGCCCUUUGAGAAGAGUUUCCAAGGGAUCUGAUUCCUCUUAUGGUUUUGCUUUCCCUCUUCUAUGGAGGCACAAGGCAGUCUUAGUCCUGGAGGGGAGGGAGGCCACCCCUGACUUCUCGUGUCUCUUCUGGCCCCACUGGCCUUGGCAAAGAUCUGCCCCAAAACAGAGGAACCAAGCAUCAGCCGGGGCAUGCACCCAAGUCCUCGGGAAGGAGUGGUCUGUGCUCUCCCAUUUCUUGGGUGCAUUUUUCUCCCGAUUUCUCGAGUCGUCUUGGCUUACAAUAAGCUCUGUUUGAACCAGUGUUGGCUUUCCUCCUCAUGUCCCGCCGCGGCUGCCCAAAGACCCCGCCGGUGGAGUCUCCAGGAAGUGGGCUCCCCCUCAGUUGGCACGUCCCUCUGCACCAGUUGAGGGACUUCAGUCAGGGUAGAAGAGGUUAUUUCAGUCUCGUUUCCAAGGGUCCUCUUACUUACACCCUCUGCUUGGCCUUCCCGCCCUACCCUCUGCUCCUCAUCCCACACCUGUCCCAGCCGGGCUUUUAACGGCUUAUAAAGUACGUAUCCCAAAAAGGGGAAAAAAAGAAAAAAAACAAAAAACCUCUUCUUGUCCCCCAGACCAUUAGCCUAAAAUUAUUUAUUGAAAAGGCAUUCUUCUGGGAGCCCCUGAGCCAGCCUUUGUGACUCGCACUUUGCACAGCCAGCUGGCCCUGGCUGAAGAGAGCCAGACCUGUGCCCCGGGGCCCCGGGAGCCUCCAGAGUCCACGCCGCCCUGCUCCUCCUGAGGCAUGGCCCGCUGCAGAGCGGAGCUCCUGGGGCCCGGCACGGCCGCCUCCCCCACAGGCCCCCUGAGCCACGCAUACUACCUCAGCACCCAGCCGCAGGCACUGCAUGGGCCCCGCAUGGCCUGGCGAGGCCUGCUGGGGGGGCGGGGGGCUUGCCUGCACCCCGCCGCCCGCACACCCGCCGCACGGCUCGUCCCCAGGCUCAUUAGAGUGCAGCAAGACCGCGGGCUCCUUUUCUCUUCGUUAGCUCGGACUUAAAAACACGCCGCUCAAAUUGUGAGUAGAAUCGGAAAUUAGACUUGCUCAUUUACACAAUCAGAGAGAGACCAUCUUUUCAUACUUUUGUUCAAAAGGGAUUUUUUUGCUUCAGAAGAAACUCCAGAAAAGACGUGUAUUACUAUUAAUCUAGCAUGUGCUUCCUGAGUUUGACUCUUAAUGCUUUGUAAAAAAUUAUGCAGGAUCUGGUACAUGGGGCAAAAGGGAGUCAUGAGCUUAAAAGCAAACCAAUUUACGUGGGUUCACAACAUCUUUUUCCCUCUGUGGGACCUCAGAAUUCAGGUUCUCCAUAAAAACAGCCAAAUUCUGGGCGCCUGGGUGGCUCAGUUGGUUAAGCGACUGCCUUCGGCUCAGGUCAUGAUCCUGGAGUCCCAGGAUGGAGUCCCGCAUCGGGCUCCCCGCUCAGCAGGGGUUCUGCUUCUCCCUCUGACCCUCUUCCCUCUCGUGCUGUCUCUCAUUCUCUCUCUCAAAUAAAUAAAUAAAUAAAAUCUAAAAAAAAAAAAAA
This is a messenger RNA of Mirounga angustirostris (Northern elephant seal), 12769 nucleotides long. It is a transcript of the gene GAN, whose product is annotated as gigaxonin. Gene Ontology annotation, molecular function: protein binding. The transcript has 12 exons. Gene Ontology annotation, biological process: cytoskeleton organization. The record is from RefSeq and is a predicted model, not a curated record. Lineage: Eukaryota; Metazoa; Chordata; Mammalia; Carnivora; Phocidae. The coding region runs from base 156 to 2096 and encodes 646 amino acids.